AUGAAGCUCCUGAAAAAUAUUGCGUCUCUCGCUGCGAUACCGUAUCUGGUAUCAGCAACAGCCCAAUUCAACGUCUACAGCGGAACAGAAUGUGCUGAAGGCUUUGUCCGUGAUUUUUUCAUCGACGCCGGUGGAACUGGCGAUAUCUACCUUGAAAACCUGAACGUGAAGGCUGUUGGCAUCGUCAACUCCUCCAAUUACCACUUCAGGGUCUACCUGCGAGACGGCAGUGUGGUUUCAGCCACCCAGUCUGAUUGCGUGCGCUCUAGCGCAGGUAUUUCGUCUGUGGAAUACUGUUUCUGGCUGGAAGACUGUGGGCCUGGUUGGAGGAAGGAGCAGUAUUGGCUCGGCGACUCAGCUGAAUCGACCAGCGAGUCAGCUGCGUGA
This is a messenger RNA of Aspergillus calidoustus, 387 nucleotides long. The record is from the annotation of a GenBank genome assembly. NCBI's taxonomy places the organism in Eukaryota, Fungi, Ascomycota, Eurotiomycetes, Eurotiales, Aspergillaceae.